Malania oleifera is the source of this 1002-nucleotide messenger RNA. RefSeq lists its product as uncharacterized. The coding region runs from base 204 to 629 and encodes 141 amino acids. The transcript has 3 exons. The record is from RefSeq and is a predicted model, not a curated record. Lineage: Eukaryota; Viridiplantae; Streptophyta; Magnoliopsida; Santalales; Ximeniaceae.
CAAACAUACUCUAAUGACAUAUUGAAGAGCUACCUUAUUAUUUUCACCUAUAAAAGGUUAAGUUUUCGGAUGAUUAUUUCACACGGUCUUAGGACAAGCCACUAGGGCUUAAAAUUGUAACGAUUCUAAAAAAACGAGCACAAGUUAUAAUUCUAAUAUCUAGAUCGGACUACCUCCCAUUGUGCAACUCAAAGUGUGAUGUGAUGCUCAUGAAGGGAUGGAUCACAAAUGCCUUCAACUUAAGCAUUCAAAUGUCAAUGGUGAGUCACAAGUUCCAGAGACUACAAAAUUUAAUGGUGAGAUCACAAGUGCUGGAGAUGGAUCAGUCUCUGGCCGCUGCCCUUUUACAACUCCACCAACUGCGGCGACUCCCAUUGCUGGCAUGCCCUCCUCGUUGCCUGCUAGUAGCGCCGCCACAACUUCAAUGCCUGAAUCGCCUACUCCAGCCAAUGCUCCUGCUUCAUUCAUGCCCAAGGUUUCAUCUCCAUCGAAAGCUCCGACGAAAGCGCUCACCCGUAGUCACUAAAUUAUUGACUAAAAUCAAUCAGUGGAGGAACUUCUGCUAUACCCUGGGAUCUAUAUAUCAUGAUAUAUCCCCUCAUGAUAGGGUUGUGCAGCCUGUAGGCUGAACUUACACUGGUUGGCCUACCAGCCAAGUCAAUCUAUAUCUGUACAUCCGCCAAUCUGUAAUGUUCUAUGAAGAUCCUAGCCCACUGCAAUCUCUCUAGGCUAUAUCAAACCUCUGUCAUCAUCUAACCGGCUACCUCAACCUAGCGUGCUGGGGAGACUGCAAUCUCUCCUAACACGGUUAGACAGAAUCCACAUGCUAUCUGAGUCAUGUGGUUGCACGUGUUUGAAACUAGCAACGGUAUUGUGCUCUACUGUAAUUAUAUCUAUCUGUAAUUUCCAUAGGGAUCUGAUAUCGUGUAGUAUUGUAUACAUAUAUAAAUAUAUACUCAUCUUGCUGCUUUUAACAUGAUUUAAAAAACAAUUAUAACACUA